GGCCUUCCUCGAGCGUACGCAACAAAGCCCUCGAGCUUCGACUUCCUCUUCUACGGCAUCAACGGUGCGCACCCCUCGGACAGCUUAAGGAGGCAAACCAAGUCUGCAUACGGCGCCAAUGGGCAAGAUCACUCGGAGGUCAUGGUUCUGCAGCGCUUCGCCUUCGCCACGCUCGAGCUCUUGCCGCGCUUCGCAAUCAACAUCGUCGAAACGCUCCUUACUGGUAGAAGUUGAGCCUCACGUCGCCGUGUUGAUCAAGACGCGCUUCGAGGUCAGGAGCAGCAAGAUGGAUGCUACUUCUUCCCUCUGCAGACGGCAGGUCAAGGCUGAGGCGCUCAAGGCUCCCCCGGAUGGUCGAGCUCCGUGGCACUCGGCAUUGACUACGCUCAUCACCGUCGCACCACGGCAUCGCCGCUUGCUAGCUUCCAUAGCUCGCGCGCAGCCCAUCGGCAUGCCACCAGCCAAUGAGGGUACGCUCAACGCCAGGGCCAAGCACGACACCGAGGAGAACAGCUCGUCCAUGCUGGUCGCCUCGCUCUCGAUGUCAAGGUCAAGGUCAAGGUCAAGAUCACGGUCAAGGUCACCGUCACCAUCAAGGUCACCGUCACCGUCACCGUCAACGUCAAGGCCACGUCACCUGCUUUGUCGCAGUGCACGCACCAUGGUCAUACGCAGCACGCAGCACGCAGCACACAGCACCACGCCAGCUACAGUGCUCAGCUCACGGCGGCACGCACGCUCCAUAGUGCGCUCGUCACCACCUCCACGCCAUCUCACCUGGAGGAGGAGGGGAGUCACUGCGCUCGGCACGGAGCAAGUUGUGGCUCAAGUCUGGGGCGAAGGACAGAGGCGCUGCUGUGCUCCUCCUUCUCCCCUCUCUCCCCACGUCGUCUCCUCUGCUCCCCUGCUGCUCCCGCCUACCCCUACACACGUCGAGAGAAUUCUCAGAAAUGAAGACCACUCAGCAGAAGACGACUCUAGACGGAUGGUUCAAGAAGCCUUCCUCCGUCGCGCCCUCGUCCCACACCAAGAGCCCAUUGAGCGCUGCUACCGCGCACGCUCCUCAGCCUGCUCACACCGCAUCAUCUUCUUCAUCUUCUGGCGCACCUCCCAUCGUCGCCUCUUCUCCUUCUGGCUCUACCUUCUGCACUCCAUCUAUUGCCUCCACUCAAGCCGCUCAAGCCUCUCCGUCAUCGUCCCUCGCCCAGGCGGCAUCUUGCUUCUCGGCAGCAGGUCCAACCUCUUCCAAGGCUUCACCUUCUCAAGUUGGCUCCUCCUCCAACAAUGCCUUAUGCCUUUAGGUCUUCUGCUGCCGCCAUUCCGCCCUCUACCGUCGCCACCUCGUCCUCGCCCGCCCCAAAAGAGGACGGCCCUUCAAGCAGCCCGGGGCGGUGGAGAAGCGGCAGAAAGGCAAACACACUGCUGCCGACGCUAGCACCGAGAGCCUGAUCAGCGGGUGGGGACUAGUGGAGGAAGGGGAGAGGCCAGCAGCGAAGAAGGUCGUGGACUUGCCUCUCGUCUGGAGCGCAGAGCACGCGCACAUGCUGCAGUGGGCGCACCGAGGCAGCGAGCCCUUCCUCAAGCGUCUCGAGAACCUUGGGGUUAGUCAUGCAGUCUACAAGGAAUACUGCAAACUGCAGUUGGACUUGCAGGUGGCAUACGACGCGUGGGCAGUACUGAGGGGGGACUUGGACGAGGAGACACUGAGGG
Jaminaea rosea is the source of this 1710-nucleotide messenger RNA. RefSeq lists its product as hypothetical. The transcript has 5 exons. The record is from RefSeq and is a predicted model, not a curated record. The coding region runs from base 119 to 1435 and encodes 438 amino acids. Lineage: Eukaryota; Fungi; Basidiomycota; Exobasidiomycetes; Microstromatales.